Molecule: messenger RNA, 1521 nt
Organism: Penaeus indicus
Lineage: Eukaryota; Metazoa; Arthropoda; Malacostraca; Decapoda; Penaeidae
Product: gamma-butyrobetaine dioxygenase-like
Exons: 10
Coding region: 74-1432 (452 amino acids)
Biological process (GO): carnitine biosynthetic process
Cellular component (GO): mitochondrion
Molecular function (GO): oxidoreductase activity
Source: RefSeq, a predicted model, not a curated record
CGGCAAAGGGCAGCUAUUCUGAACUGUAGCUCCCCUUCGCAAGGUGUUGUCGUCUUCACUGAAAGCCACAGCGAUGCAGGCCGGUUGGCACUCCUUCCUUCGGCGGGGCGGCAAAAUCCUGAGGCUCAGUGCCAGUCUGGUGGUGCCCUCAGCGCGCGCUGGGACGACCCCCGUGAGAGCCAGGCAAAUGGCACUCUCCGCCACGCCUGCUCUACGAAGUUUCUCGACGUCUGCAACCCCUGACCUGACCCGACCCCUGCCGGGCCUUGCGAGGGCAAGCCAAGGUCAAAAUACACUCAAGGUCUGGUGGCACGACGGAGAAUCGGAUGAGUUACCUUACAUAUGGCUUCGAGACAACUGCCAGUGCCCAGCCUGUUUUCUCGAGACAGCGUCCAGUCGGGUAUCGAGGGUCACGGACCUUUCCCUCGAUGUGCGCCCGAAGGAAGUGUGUGUGUCUGAGGACGGCGCUUCUCUCCGCGUCGUGUGGGAGGACGAUCACGAGGGAACUUACAAUGCAAGUUGGCUUUACGAGCGAGCCUUCAAUCCGACGCAGCAAGACAUACACGAAAAUUUCUAUAAACUUCGCCCAGAGCUUUGGGACUCGAACAUGUCCCAGAGGAUCCCGAGAGCCUCCUUCGACGAACUCAUGGAGGACGACGCCGCACUCCUGAAGCUCCUGGAGAACAUGGAGGUCCUCGGGUUCACGGUGGUGUCCGGCGCCCGACAGGAGGAGGGGGAGCUGCAGCGUCUGAGCGAGAGGGUGUCGUACCUCGUUCCCUCACACUAUGGAACCACAUUCACUGUGAAAAGCAAGGCUGACCCAAGUAACCCAGCGUAUACCGGAAAAUACCUCGACUUGCACUCUGAUUUAGUCUUCCUGCACUACAAACCAUGCGUCCAACUGCUGCAUUGCAUCACCCAGUUCUCGGGCGACGGCGGAGACUCCAUCCUGGCCGACAGUCACCGGGUCGCCGUCCAGAUGAGGGAACUUUACCCGCAGAAGUUCCGGUUUCUAACUGACAUCCUCGUGAACUUCCGCGACGUCGCUACUGACGAAGGGUUCCAGUUCGACAUCAUAGCAAGAAAGCCGAUGAUCAGCACGACACCCGACGGAGAGAUCGAGACCGUAAACAUCUCGACAACGGGGCGCGACUCCCACUUCGGCGUCUCUCCGAAGGACGCGGUCGGCUGGUACGACGCCUACCUCAUCUACUGCGAACUCCUGUACCGCCCCGAGAACCACUUCCUCUACAAGCUGGAGGCCGGCGAAAUCUUGAUCGUGGACAACCUGCGCAUCCUCCACGGCAGGACAGGCUACCGGGCCUACGAAGGACAGCGCCACGUGCAGGGAGGAUACUGGGACUGGGACAUGAUGAGAUCUCGCCGCCGGGUCCUUCAGAGGAAGCUCAAAGGAUCGCCGUCAGGAAUGUAGGAUUCAGGGGAUUCUGCCAUUCGAAACGUCGAGAGGAAGCUUGAGCAAGUUUUCAACAUGCUUAAUAAAGAAACUUGUUUACAAAUAGA